UUUGUUGCAAGUUGCGAUGUGAAGUGUUGUGAUAUUUGCAUACACAGCAUGCAAUUUGCAGAUCUUGGAGGGACAAAAUAUUUAAAGUUACGAUUAGCCGAAGAAGUUGUGCAAGCAAAAAUUUAUAAAUCAUUAAGUUUUUAUUCUGCCACCUUGAUUUCCGUGGGUAAUAGUUCGGUCAUGGUUUUCAUGGCGACGAAAUGGAUUUAGUGCUUGUUAAAAGUGGGUGAUAUUGAUAUCAAGAACAGUGUAGAUUUCAAUAUGCGGCCAGAAUUUUACUAAAAAGCGAUCACUUUUCUGCUCACACUUCACUUACGUUACCCGCUGUAAAGUCAUGAAUAAAUAUUAAUUAUGACAAGACGUCUCACCAAAUUGUCUUAAAAUCUGGAAAAUAAUGUUAAAACUUGGAAAAUUUGUAGUAAUACUUUUGCUCAACUGUUUCGGGGAGACCAAUUGUCAAACCAUUAUCCGAAACUGCAACGAUCCAAAUGUGGGGGCGUUGCAUAUUGCCAAUUUCGGGCACACGUUCUGCUACCACUCGUGUGGUUAUGACCUCGGCGCUCAACCCCCAGUUGGUCUCGACACCUGUACAGCGAGUGGAAUUUGUGUUUGCAACUAUGCCUGCAAUACUGCGCCACCAACCAACCAAUUUGGCGAUCAGUGUCCCGUCCGACCUGCCGAUCCUCCCACUCCUGCCGCUGAAAUGCAACAAUGCAACGGAUUUUGCAGCGAUUUCUGUCCCGAUGGAACAGGAAUGGUUUGCGGAGAAGUGUACGAUGGACCCAUAUUCGGAACGGCGGACUCAUUCGCGAAAAUUUGCACGUGCUACUGUCCACCUCAACAAUGCACGACGACAACCACGACGACCACGACAACAACUACGACGACAACGACAACAACGACCACUCCUGCCCCCGUGGUAACCACGACAGCCGUGGCCGUCGUGAAAGUUAAAGUGAAGAAGGUCCCGUUCUUUAAAACGAUUAAAAUUUGUGUAAUUAUUUUCAAAUUCUUGGCAAAUUAUUGGCUCACUGUUAUCCUAUUUUGUGGUUAUUACAACUGUUUCCCCCCUUGGCUGCGACCAGUUGGGUGGGGGUGGUUGGGCAAAAGGUAAACAGCGGCAAGAAAAUUGACGAAUAUGAAAACAAACGACAACUAACAAUAAGUUUAAUUUAAUAUUCCCUGUAAAAAUAUAUGUACAAAUAAUUAUUACAUAUACAUAUUCCUUUAGAGUCGGAAUUCAACUCGAAUCAAGAAAAAUAAAAUUUAUUAAAUGAUAA
Molecule: messenger RNA, 1280 nt
Organism: Folsomia candida
Lineage: Eukaryota; Metazoa; Arthropoda; Collembola; Entomobryomorpha; Isotomidae
Exons: 3
Coding region: 395-1114 (239 amino acids)
Source: RefSeq, a predicted model, not a curated record